AUGCGCUUUUCUAGCAUAGCCAUAAUUUUUCAAAGCGCUAGCAUCUUUACAACAACUCUAGCUGCUCGCAGGACCAGUCACUUAGAUGACCUAUUUAAGGUAUUUGAUUGUAACGGAUACUUUAUCAGGUACCCUCAAUUUUCAUCUUCACAACGUUCGGAAACAUUUCAUUCGGGCCAAGGUAGAAUGUCCCGUUCUUGGUCCGCACAAUUAGACUACUUGCUGCAGAGACCUGGGGAUGAGAGAGUUGUAUUGUUUGGAAAUGGCGCCAGCCAUGCUCUAAAGUAUUACAGCCUCGACACUUUGGCGACUGGAAAUUUUGUCGACAGUUGGAUUAAUAAUAUGGAAUUCAUCAUUGCUAUCGACAAUCUUGAUCGUGCUUGCGGUAUAAUCAUGAAAUUUACAUCUCGCAAUUGCUCAAGUGAAAUUUCGUGUCCACCACAAGAAAGUUUUUCGUUGUGCUCCAUUACAUAUUGA
This is a messenger RNA of Blumeria graminis f. sp. triticale, 477 nucleotides long. Lineage: Eukaryota; Fungi; Ascomycota; Leotiomycetes; Helotiales; Erysiphaceae. The record is from the annotation of a GenBank genome assembly.